GUGUGUCGUGAUUGUCGUGAUUUUGUGAACAAAUCAUGGCGGCUUACAGGCAGGCAAAUACGGGAUAUUUGGCAAAUACGAAAAUUUACAAAAAAGCUUUAUACGAUGGCACGGCUAUGUUCAUCAAAAAGAACAACUCUCUGUCUGGGCGUCCUGGUGCUUUCCAUCCUGCAGAUGUUAGUGUACUUUAUUUCUACACGUCAUAUAGGCAAUGUACCCAUGCGGAACGGAACGUUGAGUAUUGCUAUUUAUGGUCGACUUGGAAAUCAGAUGUUCGGGUACGCUUCCAUCCUCGGACUGGCUUACACGAUGAAUUUUAGCAAUAUUGUUAUAGAAGAUGGCGGUCAUGACCUGAUAUCAUCGUUUCAACUUUCCAACAAGAUGGUAUAUUUCUCUCCAAUACCGCUCAAUGCCAAACAUGUGGAAGAAAUGCGAUGCUGUGCUUUUGACGAAAGACUUACCAUGUUCAGUAAUAAAGAGGAUAUUAAUGUUGUCGGAUACCUAUUGUCUUGGAAAUAUUUUUAUAAUAUUGAAAAACAUAUCAGAAAGGAAUUUACUUUUGUUAUAAGUAUACUGUCGAAGGCCAAACAAAUUAAACUUGACAUCGCUUCAAUGUUUAACGACACAUCAAUAUUAAAAAACCGCACAUACAUCGGUGUACACAUUCGAAGAGGACACUUCCUCCUGGAAUCGAAAAUUAAAUUCGGUCAUUAUCCAGUUUCGAAGGACUAUAUUAUUCACGCAAUACAACUGUGCACUAAAAUGUUUGGGGAAGACAUAAUAUUCGUAUUUUGUUCUGACGACAUAAAGUGGGUAAAACGUAACUUUUCAAUCUUCACCAACAAGUGGAAGAUGGCGUUUGUCGAGGAUAACCCUGCCGCUGUUGAUAUGGCCGUUUUGAGUGUGUGCGAUCAUACCAUAGUAACAACAGGUUCUUUUGGCUGGUGGGCGGCCUGGCUGGCGGGAGGGAAAACUAUCAUUUCUAAACAGCAGGCAAGGAAUGGAUCUUACCUUAGUACUCAAUUUGCAUAUCCGGAUUACUUUUAUCCGGAUUGGAUAAUCAUCGAAUGACUGUGUUGGUAAUGCAUGUAUUGACUGGACAAGUGCCCAAAUUACUUUAUUGCUGCCUUUUACUGGUUAUGAAUUUUGCAUUUGCUUGUUAAAAACAAUAUCACCUUUCACGAUCAAUUGUAUACACUAGAUUGAUUCAUAGUUUUAUCAAGUUUGUGAAACUUAGAUAAAAACUAUGUUACUGUAUAUUUUUUAUGAUUCUAUAUUAAUUUGAAUGUUUACUUAUAUUUCUGUAUUUAAGUAUAUCCAGGGUUAUUGCUUUUCAUGAAGAAAUCUUGAUACGUAUUACUGUGCAAUCAAAUUAUUUUUUAUAGAAAAGGUAGAAAUCCAUUUUUAUCUCCUUUUUAUCACAAAUUAUUCAAAGCAUUAUAAAUCAAUAUCUGAAAUAAAUAAUAAUUUGUUUAAAUAAUGUGUGUGCUUAUGGUGGGAGUAUGUGUGUGCAUGUAUGUAAGAGUAUGUGUGUGUUGGUAUGUGUGAAUGUGCAUGCGCAUGGAAGUUUAUCUUAAGAUCUUAAGCAGGCUUGUCAUGAAAAGAACGAAUUGCAUGCAUUGAUUGUAUUCCUAAUGUCCUAUAAUUAUUCCCUUUGUUCGCUUCUGCCGGUUAUUUAACCCUGCCCCAAAACAGAUUUAAAUCAGAAUUAAAAGCAAUGAUGUACCAAUUCGGUCUUUUCGUAACUAAGAAGUUGUCUCCCAUUCGGGUAGGUAUCACGAGUAUCCCGGGUAAACAUAUAGGCUUCGUAUUUUAAGUUAUCUGGAUAUUGGAUAUGAACUGUUGAAAUAUUAACGAAAAAUCUAACAUUUUACCGGGACAUGCAUUGCUUUUCAAUAACAGCGCAACUAUAAUGGUUAUAAUCAUUCUUGAAACAUUUAAAUGUAGUACUACGAUAUCCUGUGUUUAUUUGAAUAAAU
Molecule: messenger RNA, 1979 nt
Organism: Dreissena polymorpha
Lineage: Eukaryota; Metazoa; Mollusca; Bivalvia; Myida; Dreissenidae
Product: galactoside alpha-(1,2)-fucosyltransferase 1-like
Exons: 2
Coding region: 106-1071 (321 amino acids)
Biological process (GO): carbohydrate metabolic process
Cellular component (GO): membrane
Molecular function (GO): galactoside 2-alpha-L-fucosyltransferase activity
Source: RefSeq, a predicted model, not a curated record